UCUCUCUCGCUCUCCCCCCGCGGCUCGUCUCGUCUUGUCCCGCAGCCCGACAACAGAAGCUCCAUCCGGGGGUCCGACUCACUGCGAACUGAGCUCCCACGGCAGUCAGUCAUGGCGGCGCCGUUAGCCCACUUCGACGAGGACUGGCAGGACUUCAACGAAUUCAAGCCGUCCUCGGAGUCCGCCGAGCGGCUGGACCAGCUCAACUCGAACGUGGGCGAGCCGUCGGGCCUAGACGACUUCUCCGACCUGGACAACAGCUUCUCCGGGGAGAUAUGCAGCUUCAAGUCGAUGGAGGACCUGGUACACGACUUCGACGAGAAGCUCACGGUGUGUUUCCGAAACUACAACACCACGACGGAGAACAUCGCCCCGGUCAAGCCCAUCACGGAGGAUAAUUACCUGAAGGACGACGAAGUGUGGAACGCUCUGACCGAUAACUACGGCAACGUGAUGCCGGUGGACUGGAAGACGUCUCACACUCGCUCCCUGCACCUGCCCACCCUCAACCUCAUCCAGCACGAGAAGCUGGACAACCAGUCUCUGGACCUGUCGGACGACGAGGAGCUGAGGGAGCAGAUGGACAUGCACUCCAUCAUCGUGUCCUGCAUCAACGACGAGCCGCUGUUCACGGCCGAGCAGGUGAUAGAGGAGAUCGAGGAGAUGAUGCAGGAGUCUCCAGACCCAGACGACGACGAGAGCCCGUCUCAGUCCGACCUGUCCAUGCUUUCUCAGGACCUCCACGCUCUGAAACGCUCCGGCUCCAACACCAGCUACGAGGACCGCCUCCGUCAGCUGUCGGUGUCGGAGCUCACAGAGACCCUGGAGGAGGUGGAGACGGCGAUCCGGCGUUUCAGCGAGGAGCUGAUCCAGGCGUUAGCGCUGAGAGACGAACUGGAAUACGAAAAGGAGGUGAAGAACAGCUUCAUCUCGCUGCUGAUCGACGUCCAGAACCGGCAGAAGGAACACCGCGAGCUGCUGAGGAAGAAGAAGAAAAUCCGAAGUACGACCACGACGGGAGCCAACGGCCAGAGGACGGCGAGCACGCACAUCCCGGGAACGCUCCUCACUCUGGAGGGACUCUCCAAUGUCAUUCAGAAUGGCAUCCGUCAAACUUUUGGCACCACAGGAUUGGACAAACAGUACCUGACCACCGUCAUCCCUUAUGAGAAGAAAUCAGGUUCUCCGUCUGUAGAAGAUCUGCAGAUCCUCACAAAGAUUCUUCAUGCCAUGAGGGACGACAGUGAGAAGGUUCCUGCUCUCCUAACAGACUACAUCCUCAAAGCUCUGGUAUGAGAGCAGCGGAAACGAGUUCUCUGUCCCACGUAAACCCGGAGAGGAACCUCCAGAGCCGACCGUCGAACCUCCAGCAGGCGGUUCUGGUGACGUGGAAACAAGAUCUAAACCUUCCUCCUUCACAUCCUAGACUUUCCUUCCUCGUCGGUAUUUUUUACUCCUGAGAUUUUAACUCUUCUUUAACGUUCUGAUGCUUGAGUCUCUGUCUGUUCUCACUGCAUGAUGCCAGUACUCAGUAUUAGCCGCCUUGCUAACAAGGCGUUUUUAACGAAUCCCGACAGAAUCUGUGAAUUUUCCAGGAGCGUCGUGGUUUCAAGCAUUACUCCUGUUUUUAUUUAUUUUUCUCCUGUAGAUUUUGCAUUAAUGAUUAAGAAGCUUGCUGAGGAUCAAAGAGCAAAACCCUUUAAUUUAACGGUAGGUGCUUUUGUUAGCUGCAUGUUGGCUUCGGGUUUAUGCUCAGCUGAAUGUCAGAGGAGGAUUCUGGUUUAUUUCAAACUGCAAAAUUAGCUCCCUGCUGCUAAUGCUAACUCUGUGUCCUGCUAAACGCAGUUUCUAUGAAUUUCAAGUGUGUUUAAUGGGGCACAGUUAGCAUUAGCUCCCUGCAACUCUCCAAAAAACACAUGAUUUAUACAUGAAAUAUUUAAGAAAUUCAGUCUGAAUGAAAGGAAACUCGGAGAAUGGCCUUUAGUAGGACGCAGUUAGCAUUAGCUUCCUGCAGCUAAUGCUAAUUGUUUCUAUGAAUGUCAAGUGUGUGUAGCAGGACACAGUUAGCAUUAGCUCUCUGCAGCUUUACAAAAAGACAUGAUUUCUACAUUAAUUAUUUUUUAAAAAUUCAGCCUUUAGCAUCUCAAAGUCUUUGGCAGGAUACAGUUAGCAUUAGCUCCUUACAGCUAAUGCUAACUGCGUCCCACUAACCACAGUCUCUAUGACUCUCAAGUGUGUUUAGUGGGACAGAGUUAGCAUUAGUUUCCUGUAGCUUUACAAAAACACGUGAUUUUAUACAUGAAUUAUUUAAAAAAUUCAGUCUGAUUUUAGCAGGACACCGUUAACAUUAGCUCCCUGCAGCUAAUGCUAACUGUCCUGCUAAGCACAAUUUCUAUGAAUCUGAAGUGUCGUAAGCAGGGAGCAGUUAGCAUUAGCUCCCUGCAACUUUUGGUAACUAUUUCUAUGACUCUCAAGUGUGUUUAGCAGCAUACAGUUAGCAUUAGCUCUCUACAGCUUUACAAAAACACAUGAUUCAUACAUGAAUUAUUUUAAUUGUGGAACUCAUAAAGGAUAUUCUGUUCUAUUUCAAAAUAUUCAGUCUAAAUGAAAGGAAACUCAGAAAUUAACCUUUAGCAGGACACAGUUAGCAUUAGCUCCCUGCAGCUAAUGCCAACUAUUUCUGUGAAUCUCAGUUAGCAUUAGCUGCAGGAAGCUAAUGCUAACUGUGUCAAGUGUCUCAUCUCAAGUGUGUUUAGCAGGACCCAGUUAGCAUUAGCUCCCUAUGUUGGGUCUUUUAGGACAGAUUUGAAGUAAUUUUGGGCCGAUUUUUGAGUCAUUUUGAAAUCUUUUCAUAAUUUGAUCCAUUUCUGGUGGCUAAUUUCUGUGUUUGCACUCCUUUAUCCUUCUUUGUUUUAAUUUAUUUGUGUUUUUCAACAUUGUGUUAGCAUUAAAAUUAUUAGGUGCUUUCUUUAGCAAACAGGCUAAAAUCCGAUUAAAACCUUUCUUCUGUUGUCCUUUAAUAAAUAUAGGUCAUUAAUUAUUAUCAAAAAAUACUGAAAAUGACUGAAAACUUUCUAUGGUGAUAAAUGUUUCUGUUAUAGAGUUCAGUCAGACUAAAAGUUUGAAAUGAUUGAUGUAAAAAUCUGCUUUAGUUUGUGCUAACGGAAGUGAAACGUGUAAAUUUAAGGCGACACUUUGCAGGUUGGAACAAACCAGAAUCCUCCUCCUAAAGUGAAAUAUUUUGUACAUGAUGAGGGAAACUUGCACAGUUCUGGGAACUUUUUACUGUUUUGAAAAAGGGAAAGAGGAGAGAGAAAAGCUUCCGAAGGUUCUCUGCUGGAUGAACAAACGUGGAAAAGCAUAUUUUUGGAUAAAGUCAGAUUGUAAUGUUUUUGUAAGCCUCUGAGCCCGUCUUCAUCCCCUCAUUUCAUGCCGAUACCUCACGUGUCUCGUUGAGCCGCCGCUAGCCGGCUAGUCGUGUCGUGGUUUCUGUUAGCUCGUUAGCUCGUUAACGUUUAGGGAACUCGUGGUAGCACUUUACUCCGUCGUAGGUGAGUUUAGAAACUUUAGCUGAAGUCGUGUAAAGAGUUGUUAUCAAACACCUGUUUUUAGUCACUGUGAGCAAGAAUUCAACCCUAACGAGGUUCUCCACUGAGUUUAGACAGUUUUUAGCAUCUUAUCUGGAUUUUAGGAGCUGAUUUAACGUCUAAAAUCUGAGUUUAACCAUCUGGAAAUUACAGACAACAUAAAAAGACAUUUAAAUUUUUAUUCUAGGCUGCCUUCGUCUUCAUAAUAUGCCCCAAGUUUGGAGUCAUUUUGGACAAUUUCUGUCAUUUUGGACAAAUUUUUGAGUAAUAAUAAAGAAUUUUUAUAAUUUUGGCAAAACUUUUGGUUGUUUUAAGCAAUAAUUGAGUCAUUUUGGAGGUUUUUCUCAGUCUGCCAUCCAUUUACUCUUUGUAGCAACAAGAUUUCUGUCUUUACUCUGCUUCCUAUGAAUUUUUUGUUAUUUUAGAAAAAUAUUGUUUUGGAGACAUUGGGAGCAUUUCUGGACACAUUUCAAUUAAUUUGAGGGCAAUUUCUGUCAAUUUUGCCAAAUUUUUACUAAUAUUAAUGAAUUUUUGUAAUUUUGCCAAAGUUUUAAGUUGCUUAAGGCAAUAUUUGAGUCAUUUUAUAAAAGUUAGAGACAUUUUGGAGGUUUUCUCAAACCUGACAACAGAUUUUACUCUUUACAGAAACUGUUUCCUUUCUUUACUUUGUUUAAUAUAAAAUUUCAUCAUAGUAGCAAAAUUUUACAUCAUUUUGGAGACAUUGGGAGUCUUUGUAGGCACGUUUUAAGUAAUUUGGAGCCAAUUUUUGAGUCAUUUAGCAAAACUUUUGUCAUUUUAGCAAAAUUUUUCAUUAUUCUGGACACAAAUUGAGUCUUUCUGGACACAUUUCAAUUAAUUCAGGAGCCCGUUUUUGAGUUAUUUCGAAAGAUUUUUCAAUAUUUUAGAUAAGUCUUUAAUAAUUCUCAACAAUUUUAGUCACUUUUUGCCAAAGUUUCAAGUUCAAAUGGACAAAUUAUGACUAGAUUUGCCCAGUUUUUCUCAUUUUGACAAAAUUUCACAUUAUUCUAGAAACAUAUUGAGUCUUUUAGGACACAUUUUCAAUCAUGUGGGGCCAAUUAUUAAGGUAAAUUUUCAUCUUGGACUGAUUUAGAGUAGUUCUCAACAAUUUUGCUCAUUUUUUUGCCAAAAUUUCAAGUUCAUUCAGACAAAUUUUGAUCCCAAACUUUUGUUCAUGUUGGCUAUUAGUAAGAGUAGUAUUUAACAUUUUCAUCAUUUAGCAUCUCAUCAGUUGUUCAUCAGUUCUUUUGGAGACCUUCUGAGUCUUUUAGGACAUGUUUUAAAUCAUUUGGGGCCAAUUUGUAAGUUGCAUUUUCAUCUCAGAUCGAUUUAGAGUAACUCUGAACAGUUUUUCUCACUUUUUGCCAAAGUUUCAAGUAGAAACGGACAAAUUCUGAGUAAAGUUUCGGUUUUUGUCAGUGGAAAUGUUCAGCUAAACCAGUGGAUGAACCUCCAGAUCACCAGCUGCUCCAGGAGCUCCAGCCGCCUCCCGUCACAUCAGGUGUAGCUCUCAGGUACGACGUUAGCGCGAGACGACGCUCCUUUUAUCUCCUGAAGCGCGACUAAACAACCCAGGUAGCAUGGCAGACUGUACUGCUAACCAACGUUAGCCGUCGUAGCUUCUGUAGCGGUCGGUUCACUUUUACUGGACUCAGAUCCUUUAUUCUAUUUAACUCUUACUAUGUUUCUCUAUGAAGACGUGGAGCACCGAGCAUGAGCUGCAUGCACUUUACUGGUUCGUUUACAGACUGAUGAACGUCACACUAAAGGGACGAGUGCAUGUGAAGCUUGACAUUUAAAACCAGAAAUCUGAACCGCGUUUGAUCCCGUCUGGUUGCUGUUUUCUAAAGCAGGAGGCCUCGGCAGACAUAUCAGAGUAUAACUACACUUUAGAGAUUUAUAUUUGUACAACAAGCAACAGAAUAAUAAGAAUAAAACAGAGGCUGCCUUUGUAAAUGCCUGGAAAUCUUUGUACAUGUAACAAAUUCCUUUUUUUUUGUUUGCUGUUGUUUUUAAUGCAGAAUGAUCCCCAGUCUGGGGUUUUAUAAUUCCUGUCUCAUGUGGUACUGCGUCAUUUUAUUAAUUUAUUCUGUAAAUGUUUGUUUUGUAACCAUAUUAUUGACUGUAACGGUACAAGUGUUUGUGCCCUCAUCGCAUUGCAACUCAUUUCAAAUAAAAACGGAGAUACGAGA
Messenger RNA from Acanthochromis polyacanthus (spiny chromis), 5797 nucleotides. RefSeq names its product fasciculation and elongation protein zeta 2b (gene fez2b). Bases 112 to 1296 code for a protein of 394 amino acids. Gene Ontology annotation, cellular component: axon; cytoplasm. The record is from RefSeq and is a predicted model, not a curated record. The transcript is spliced from 11 exons. Lineage: Eukaryota; Metazoa; Chordata; Actinopteri; Pomacentridae.